GAAGAACGUCGCAAAUAGACUUGAUGACGAAAUGAAGCUGGCAUGGUCGUGAAAGUGGUAAUAUUAAAACGCGUCGGACGCGUUCCCAACCCAACGUCGAAAGAGUGUGUACGCGUUUCUGCGGAGUAUGGCUAUGCUAUGGCGAGUUUUCGUGAGGAAACGCUGGACAUCGCUGGCAAAGUGUCGUAUGAAAGCAAGUUCGUCGGCUGCACUGACACAACUGUGCGCUGUCACAGUCGACAAGAAAAGUAUCCUGACUGCACCUAAGCACCAUGUGCACCACAGAGGUGAAAACAGCCUAAACCUGUGGCGAACAUUCUCGUCGCACAGAGUACUCAAUGAGUAUGAAGCUGUCUCGCCUCCUAUGACUGAAGUUGAAUAUGAGGCCGUUACGAAAGAGACACUGGAAUCUUUAGCUGAAAGGUUUGAUGAAAUCAUUGAAGAUCUCAGUGAUGUUCCUGAAGCCGACCUUGCAUUGAGUGAUGGUGUUCUUACUGUACACCUUGGGCGCAAAUUUGGUACUUAUGUAAUCAACAAGCAGACUCCAAACAGACAGAUAUGGCUUUCAUCACCUGUCAGUGGCCCAAAGAGAUAUGACUUCAUAGAAAACAAGUGGGUAUACAAACACGAUGGUGUGUCGCUUCGGGACCUCCUGGAAAAUGAGAUAUCUUCAUUGCUAAAGAAGCCUGUAAAAUUUGACUGUUGCAUAUAGAAGAUGUACAUCAUAGGUAGAACUUAUAUAUUUAUUGUAAAUAAAAGUUUGCUGACUAGGCUGUCCCAGUGGUGACAUACUGAUGCAUAGGCACCAUCACAACUUCCACCAGUUCUUAGUAACAAGAGCGUCAAAAACAAAAGUGGUCAAGCAAGCUUACUUAAGGAAAGUUACAUGCAGUUUCUAGAUUAUGUUCUGUGCCUUGUGUAUGAUGUGUAGGCACUUCUAGUUUGAAUGAUACUUUAAACAUCUAAUCCUCAUUAUAGAAGAGGGCUAAAGUAAAAAUACUGUUUGCUUGUUGCAAUAUUAUGACAAGUUCAGUCAAGUGUCUUCUAGUCAUUAUACACCUUGUUUGCACAGUGAAUGCAUACUUCAAUGAGGGGGCACACAACAUAUAUCAUUUAAAUAUCAUUUACAUAACAGUUAAGUAGAAGUGUGGAAUUGGCUAAAUGUUAUGGCUUGUGAUACAUAGCAGACAAUGCUGGUUUCACUGAUUAAAAUGAUCUUUCAUUA
Messenger RNA from Dermacentor andersoni, 1225 nucleotides. RefSeq names its product frataxin (gene fh). Gene Ontology annotation, molecular function: ferroxidase activity; ferric iron binding; 2 iron, 2 sulfur cluster binding. Gene Ontology annotation, cellular component: mitochondrion. Gene Ontology annotation, biological process: iron incorporation into metallo-sulfur cluster; intracellular iron ion homeostasis. The record is from RefSeq and is a predicted model, not a curated record. Lineage: Eukaryota; Metazoa; Arthropoda; Arachnida; Ixodida; Ixodidae.